AUGAAUACCAGCACUAAAGAUUUGGCACCCAUUGCCAUUCCACAUGGACCACCUGUGGAAUCUACUGCGGAGUACUUUAAAUCUUUGAUGGAAAGCUCCAGAAUGGUCAAAAAAUAUCCAGUAUGGGACGUCGCUCGGCCAACUCCUCAAGUUCUGAUGGAGCAAGCGCGACGAGAUCUAAUGGAGGUCGACACCAAGUUGGCGCUCAAACGGGAAGAAGAGAAACGAAACAGAAUUAUCAUGGACGCAAAAUGGGAAGACUUGAGGAAAAAAGAAAAUCUAUUGAAGGAGUCCUUUAUCAGUUUCAAUAAAUUUAUAAGAGAGAACCAAGAGAAACGAGAUCGAGCUGAACGUAAGAUGCAAGCGGACAACGAGGUGUUAGAACGCAAGACAAAGGAGACGGAAGCGAUGAGGCAGAGAGUUAUUGAGAUGGAAGAAGUGAAGAAGCUGAUGGAAAAGCAAGUCAAGGACUACACUAUUUACGAGGACUACCUCAUGUCGGUGGUGUCCAAUUAUCCCGAGUUUAAACAACCCCUGGACGUGCUAAACCGUUACGAAGCUUUGGCUGCAGCUAAAUCAACACUGGCUGAUCGUCAAGAACGAGAUCUGGAGAUGUUAGAGAACGCACGGCAGGAGAUCGCAUCGCUUACUGAAGAGAAGAAACUCUUUAUUAUGGGACUCAAUAACACGCUUGCAGAUCUCAGGUGGCGCUACGACAAAAUCCGGAAUCGAGUGUUAAAAUGGGAACUGGCUUUGAACCGGCUGAAAGAAACUGCAGCGCGACGUCAUGUGGAACUGUGCCACGUUAGAUCCGCCAUUUGGAGUCUUUACGUCAAAAUCUGUAAGCAAAAAGGCUUAUCUAUCGACGUUGCGACCGAUGACUUCGAGCAGCAGCUGGUCGUCAUCAUGAGAGCUCUAUUGGAAUUGCGCAGGAUUUACAAAAUCGCUCAGAAGAGGUCCAAGGAUAAAGUGAUUGAAGAGGAUGUUUUGACCCGUAAGAAGCCGGGUCGGGCCGCUAAAUGGCAGGAUAUUAUGUCUAGUUUGGGGACGAUUGCUGAUGCACUGCCUCUCCUAGUUUCCCUAGUAAUCGUGGCUUAUUAUGCGAUAUAUCGGCGCGAUUUGUACGAGUUGCUGAAUUAUUUAGAUACGAACUUCAAGUACCACUCGGCUCGGGGGCUGACGAAUAUGACCAUGGAGCAAAGCUGCAUGACGGCGCGACGGUUUGGAAGAAUUUACACGGCGUGUACCAUGUUCAGUGUUACUAUGUAUGCGACGUUGCCUGUUAUUGUUCAUUUGUGGACAAAAGAACCAAUCCAGAGCUGGAUCUAUAUGGAUGUAACUCAACCUCCAUUCUUCGAGUUUGUGUUUCUCCUGUCUUGUUUAGCGCAGAUGUAUGUUGGACUCGCUAUGGGGCAGUUCGGAGUGUUCUUCGCAUCAAAUUCGAUCCUGAUCUGCGGCCAGCUUGACCUGCUAUGUUGUAGCCUUCGCAACGCGCGCUACACCGCGUUACUGCAACGAGGAGUGAAGCAUGCAGCAUUGGUUGCCACGCAUUCCGAUAUACAAAGGGACGAGGAUCAUAAUUAUAUCUACAAUAUCGCUGAAAUAAAGGAAUCCGCUUAUCAUUAUGAUGAUAGGGUGACACACAACUAUGUAGAUGUUAAAACUCACUUUGAUAGAAAGGACGAGGGUCUUAACAUUAUCGAAAUGAUUUCUUUUAUUAUAGACAUCUACAGUCCAGAUUAUGAUGACGCAACGAUGGAAGCUCUUCGGGACUGUGCAUCUUUAUGUCAGGUUGUGAACAAGUAUAAAGAAAUGUUCGAGAGCUUCGUGUCACCGCUGCUGGCCCUAAGAGUCGUGCAAGUCACUCUGUAUCUUUGCACUCUGCUGUAUGCUGCUACCCUGAAAUUCGAUAUGAUAACAGUGGAGUAUUUGGCGGCUGUGGCUUUGGACAUUUUUGUAUACUGUUAUUAUGGAAACCAGAUCAUUUUGCAGGCCGACCGCGUCUCGACAGCAGCUUACCAAAGCAUGUGGCAUACGAUGGGCAUCCGUCCUCGGAAGGUACUCCUCAACAUUCUAUUGGCUAACAGAAGGCCAGUAGUUGUCAGAGCUGGCAAGUUCCUACCUAUGGACUUACAUACUUUUGUUGUUAUCAAUGAUUCAAUUUGA
This is a messenger RNA of Spodoptera exigua (beet armyworm), 2166 nucleotides long. The record is from the annotation of a GenBank genome assembly. NCBI's taxonomy places the organism in Eukaryota, Metazoa, Arthropoda, Insecta, Lepidoptera, Noctuidae.